Molecule: messenger RNA, 1725 nt
Organism: Sipha flava (yellow sugarcane aphid)
Lineage: Eukaryota; Metazoa; Arthropoda; Insecta; Hemiptera; Aphididae
Product: protein argonaute 18-like
Exons: 2
Coding region: 81-725 (214 amino acids)
Source: RefSeq, a predicted model, not a curated record
CGCCAGCAAAUCAUUAGUAGUUUUUCCCUUGUGCCAUCGGCGUGUCGGCGGCUAAAGAACAAACAAACGUCAUCGCAACAAUGUCUCGUCACAGUGGUAACGUGGCGGCUCUCGUUGGUUCGUGCCUGUGGUUGGCGCUCACCGGAAGCGUUUGCGACGACGUGCCGGGUACCGCGAAUGGCGGCAACGUUGCGACCGGAAGUGACGACGGUCUCAGGAGCAAACGGUUCGUUGUGAUCAGCGGUGACGGGGUGCCCGACUACGGUGACAUUGGCAACGACUACGACGACUGGUACGACGACGAGGUCUACGAACACGACUCCGGUCACGGUGACGGCGGCGGUGGCGACCACGGUCACGACCACGGCGGCGGUGGCGACCACGGUCACGACCACGGCGGCGGUGGCGACCACGGUCACGACCACGGCGGAGACGACGACGACGACGACGACGACGGCGACUAUUUCUACUACCACGGCGACGGUCCCGGUUACCAUCAUCACUGGUGGUGGCAUCACUUUUACCACCACGGUGAGCCGCACCUGCCGUUCCCGUUGUUCCCGCCGAUAUUCGUUCACCGGCGACCGGUGCACCGCGGCUGCAGCGACUGGCCUUUCGUGUGCCGGAGCACGUACGAGGUUAUCCGGUGGCUUCAGUGUUACCACGAGUUCGUGCACGACCAUCACGAUCUGCCACCGGUGCACGUGAGCCCGUGGCGGAAAUGACCGCAGGAAGGGUUUAGAACGACCGCACCGUGUACAUAUAUAGCAGGGAUGGGCAACUCAAAGUUUCUAGAGGGCCGAUUCUCGGAAAAUAAAAAUCUAGCGGGUCAGCGCAUACAGGACGAACAAAAAAAGGUCGUUCGAAAUAUUAAUUUUAAAUAAAAUUUUGUCUACACGGAACUAAUGGAUUCAACACACGCGACAGCACGACGCGAACGGUACGAAGAAACUGUUUAAUACCAGAUAAAAAUUAUUAUAACGAUGAGAUAGAGUAUAAACGAAAAAAUUAAAAAUAUUAUGAUGCGAUUUGAAAACAUAGAACGGGCCAGAUAAAAAAAUACUCGCGAACCGGAUCCGGUCUGCGGGCCGCCAGUCGCUCACAUUUGAUAUAGUAUUCUUUAACGACUUUCGGGAUCGUCAUAUUUCGGUAAUCAACAAACAACAUCGGCCUUUUCGACACGAGCAACGAAAACGCGCGUCGAACCGUCUAGGUCCGUACGUUCCAAACCGUUAUGCCGUCGCGAUCUCGAAUAAGGCCGCCCCCGAGGGUCGAAUCAUCCUUCUGCUGCACUCCCAUGCGCAACGCGUCCAUCAGACUUCUCGGGGAGUUCCUCGUCACGAGCCCUGAACGCGUGUGCACCCGUCCCACGUCGACCGUCCCGUUUAUUUAUUAUUAUUAUUUCAAACACAAAACAAGCUCUGUCGCCAGUGCGCGCGUACGGUCCCGGCCGAUUUCGAUCGCAACGAGUUCACAACAUUCAAACGCGAAUUUUGUGCGAGUGUCGAAAGGUGUUCGGUUCAUGAAAUCCUGCAUUUGGUUCACUUCGUUUAAAACUCACGCCAUUAGUUUUAUAAUUAUUAUUGUUCGGCUCGUGGACAUCCGCAGACGAACCUAGUGCUUUUUGAUUUAGCUUCCGAGACUGCUUAGUUGCUCUGAUUUACCCUCGGACUACCGUGACCCCGAAUACUCUUCCACAAAUACAGAGAAAUGUAAUCAAUCUAU